This is a messenger RNA of Prunus dulcis (almond), 1884 nucleotides long. Its product is annotated as 3-ketoacyl-CoA thiolase 2, peroxisomal. Lineage: Eukaryota; Viridiplantae; Streptophyta; Magnoliopsida; Rosales; Rosaceae. Gene Ontology annotation, cellular component: peroxisome. Bases 210 to 1598 code for a protein of 462 amino acids. The record is from RefSeq and is a predicted model, not a curated record. The transcript is spliced from 14 exons. Gene Ontology annotation, molecular function: acetyl-CoA C-acyltransferase activity. Gene Ontology annotation, biological process: fatty acid beta-oxidation; phenylacetate catabolic process.
AAAAUUGAGUCGUCUUCGUUUGUAUUAGCUGAGAGAGUCUGAGACAGAUCUAACCGCCCAGCCCGAGGACCGAGGCGGCCUACUCUCUCUCUUUCUCUAUCUCUCUCUCUAUAUAUAUAUAUAUUUAAAAUCCCACACGCACUCUUCAUUUGCUUGUCUUAGCGUCCCAUCCAAUUUCCAAUUUCUGGGUUUCACACGUACACACCAAAAUGGAGAAAGCGUUCAACAGGCAACGAGUUCUGUUCGACCACCUUCGACCUUCUUCCUCUUCUCUUCAUGGCACCGACUCUUCUUCUCUCUCCGCAUCGGCGUGUGUGGCUGGGGAUAGCGCUGCAUAUGCAAGGACAAAUGUCUUUGGCGAUGAUGUGGUCAUCGUAGCUGCUUAUCGAACUCCAAUUUGCAAGGCUAAACGUGGGGGCUUCAAAGAUACUCAUGCUGAUGAUCUUCUUGCACCUGUUUUGAAGGCGGUUAUAGAGAAAUCCAAUCUCAACCCAAGUGAGGUUGGGGAUAUUGUUGUGGGUACGGUGUUAGCUCCAGGAUCUCAAAGAGCUAGUGAAUGCAGGAUGGCUGCCUUUUAUGCUGGCUUCCCUGAAACUGUGCCAAUUAGAACUGUGAACAGACAAUGUUCAUCUGGGCUUCAGGCAGUUGCUGAUGUAGCUGCAUCUAUAAGAGCAGGAUUUUAUGAUAUUGGAAUUGGAGCUGGGUUGGAAUCCAUGACCGCAAAUCCAAUGGCAUGGGAAGGAUCAGUUAAUCCUAAAGUGAAGAUCUUUGAACAGGCCCAGAAUUGCCUUCUUCCUAUGGGAGUCACCUCAGAAAAUGUUGCGCAUCGCUUUGGUGUUUCUAGGCAGGAGCAAGAUCAAGCUGCUGUCGACUCUCAUAGGAAGGCAGCUGCUGCUACUGCCACUGGUAAAUUUAAAGAUGAAAUCAUCCCUGUGGCGACCAAGAUUGUUGACCCAAAAUCUGGUGAGGAGAAACCUGUUACAAUCUCUGUUGAUGAUGGGAUUCGGAACACAACAUUGGCAGACCUGGCAAAGUUGAAGCCUGUGUUUAAGAAAGAUGGGAGCACCACUGCUGGUAACUCUAGUCAAGUUAGUGAUGGUGCUGGAGCUGUUCUCUUGAUGAAGAGAAGUAUUGCUGAGCGAAAAGGAUUGCCAAUUCUUGGUGUAUUCAGGAGUUUCUCUGCUGUUGGUGUGGAUCCAGCCAUCAUGGGUGUUGGUCCAGCUGUUGCAAUUCCAGCUGCAGUCAAGGCUGCUGGUUUAGAGCUUGAUGAUAUUGAUCUUUUUGAGAUAAAUGAGGCUUUUGCAUCCCAAUAUGUAUAUUGCCGUAACAAGUUGGGACUUGAUCCAGAAAAGAUCAAUGUGAAUGGAGGUGCACUUGCCAUUGGGCAUCCACUUGGUGCAACAGGUGCGCGUGCGGUUGCGACUCUAUUGCAUGAGAUGAAGCGUCGUGGGAAGGACUGCCGCUUUGGAGUGAUCUCUAUGUGCAUAGGCACAGGGAUGGGGGCAGCAGCUGUUUUCGAAAAGGGGGACAGCACUGACGAACUCUGCAAUGCUCGGAAAGUCGAAUCCCUCAAUCAUUUAUCAAAGGAUGCUAGGUAGAAGGACUUACCCAUUGCAUUUGUGUCAAUAAUGUAUGAUUGAGAGUCCUGAGACUGAAAAUCAUAGUGAAGCAAUGCGAUAAGAUUGCUUCAUCUCUCUACAUUGGGUAGUUGAAUCCCCAGAUCCUUGUUCAUCCUUGCAAUUCCUCUCAAUAAUAUUUUGGUUAAUCGAAAAUCAUAGCAUGUAUUUGGUGAUCAGCAGUUUUGAUCUCCAAUGUUUGUAUACCAGAAUUAUAUUAUACAAUCCAUUACACAUAAAUAUUUAGUUGAACAGUACCUUUUUCGUU